Messenger RNA from Anthostomella pinea, 843 nucleotides. The record is from the annotation of a GenBank genome assembly. NCBI's taxonomy places the organism in Eukaryota, Fungi, Ascomycota, Sordariomycetes, Xylariales, Xylariaceae.
AUGGAUGACAGCAACGGUAUGCUGUCCAACGCCAACGGAGAUGAGGUCCUCAACUCUUACCACCUCCCUCGACCCUUGCCUCUCUGGUUGAAUUCGGCCUACGCCAAGCACAUCGUCAAGGGCAACUUCAUGACGCUGAGUGCGAGACCGAAGACCGUGGACCAAGGAGAGUGGAUCGCACACCAGGUUGUCGAGCACUACCGUAACCUGUGGAACUUCGUACGAGUUAUCCACGAGAAGGAGGAAGAUAGAAGCACUAUAUGCAACCCGUCUACCUGCCCCCGAAUGUCCGCUGGCGCUAAUCAUUCUUUCACGUGGCUCAACGCGGAGCGGGAGCCUGUCGAGCUUCCGGCCUACGAGUAUAUCACGCUUAUGCAGCGCUGGAUCUCUGGCAAGAUUGACAACACAACUAUCUUCCCCACGGACACCAACGGCGUCGCUUUCUCACACAACCCGGCGAUCACGACCACCCCUCUCUCCCAGCUGUCCAACCCGGGCGACAAGGACUGGCUCGGCAAGCGAAGUGGCUUCCCGGAGAAGUUCAUGGAAGUCUGCCAGACCAUCUUCCGCCAGAUGUUCCGGGUUUAUGCUCAUCUCUACUGGGCUCACUUCGUCGACCCCUUCUACCACCUGAACCUCGAGAAGCAACUGAACAGUUGCUUCAGUCACUUCGUGCUAACCGCUUGUGCGCUUGACAUGCUGAAGCCGCACGAGCUGGAGCCGAUGCAGCCGUUGAUCGACCUCUGGGCGUCCAAUGGUACUUUCCCCCCUGGUUCCAAGGCCUAUGACUACGCAAACCAUCGUGCUGGAGAUCGACUGAUGCAGCUUUCGAACACGGCCUAA